GACCACCGUGAUCAAGAAGAUCGUCGACUCGAGCCCCCCCAAGAACCGCAUUGACAUUGUGUUCAUCAGGCGUCGGAAGCGGCGUUGUUCUUCAAUGACAUGCAACGACUGACCGACGAAAUGUUUACCGGGGACACGUUCACCCAGUACCUCCCUCUCUUUAACGUAUGGGCGGUACACGUGCCGUCGGUGGAAUCGGGUAUUGGCGUGGGCGGCAAACCUCGCAACACUGCCUUUGAACUGUUUCGCGACGGCACCGAGCUGCGCGCCGUGUACCCCAACAAGCAGCAAUACGCCCGCGACGUGUGCAAAACGGUGGGGGAGUUCGCGUGCGACUUUCCGUCGUUGAUCGGGAACGAUGCGUUCUAUGGGGGCCUCGGGGGGGAGUUCGUAAUCGCGACGAGCUCGGUCACGUCGGGCAUGGUGGUGCUGCGCCACGAGAUGGGCCACAACUUUGGCAAAGUUGGCGAAGAGUACGACGGGGGAUAUGUGUACACCGGCGCCAACUCGGCCACGUCGAUCAAUGCGGCACCGUGGACGCAUUGGUUGACUAACCCUGAUGUGAUCCGCGAGGAGAAGGCCGUCCAGCGGUUCCAAAAGCACAUCUGGUACGAUCUCCAGAAAGGCUCGUACCAGAUCAAGUUCAAGUCGAACGUCGCGUUCAAGCGAUGGUACAUCCAGCUGUCCGUGUCCGGCGCCGACACGAACGAUGCGCUUUCGAUCACGUUGAACGGCGAGCCGCUGCCGUGGACCACCAAGGGCGUCAAGGACCGCUCGUUUUACUCGUGGCGCAGCUCGGACGCGGGGUUCUCUGCCGGCGACCACGUGCUCAACAUCACCGCGGGCGGGUCGUUCGACAGCCCGAUCAUCAAGCAGCUAUGUAACGCCGUGAUCUAUGAAUACGCCGGUGAAGACGAGUUCAAGCUCGACGACAACGACCACAUCGGGUUCUACCCCACGUGGGACAUCAAGAAGCGCCUCUCGUACCGCCCCGACAACGAAAAGUGCCUCAUGCGCAACAUGACGUCGCCCCAGUUUUGCGCGCCGUGCCAGGAAAACAUGUGGCUGCAGUUCCUGACGCGCAUUUCCUUAUCGAAGACGUCGUUGUGACUGGUAAGGACGUCGCGCUCAAGCUCAUCCCGCUGGGCCAACUCCGCCCAAAUCCCAUCCUCAACGAGCGGUACUCGGUCCAGUGGUUCAACAACGGUAACGAAGUCACGACAUUCCGCGACCAGUUCAGCAUUGACGUGUCCACCGUGUCUGGUGCCGCCAAGCAGUGGACGGUUAAAGUCAACUUUACCACUCCCACCAUCCGCGUCGACUCCAAGGGUGUCACCCGUGCCGAACACACGUUCAACGUCGACUACGCUCCUACGACGAACAAGACGCACUGUUAAAGAGUUUGCAGUGUUUUCUAUGUGCUGGAGUACAGUAGUAAUCUCACGCUCCAAAUGCGUACUAGUACAGUGGAGCUACGGAGCUACAUACCGUAAUGCAACCCUACA
Messenger RNA from Aphanomyces astaci, 1505 nucleotides. RefSeq lists its product as hypothetical. Lineage: Eukaryota; Oomycota; Saprolegniomycetes; Saprolegniales; Verrucalvaceae. Gene Ontology annotation, molecular function: metallopeptidase activity. The transcript has a single exon. Bases 100 to 1110 code for a protein of 336 amino acids. The record is from RefSeq and is a predicted model, not a curated record.